This is a messenger RNA of Sphaeramia orbicularis (orbiculate cardinalfish), 1077 nucleotides long. RefSeq names its product V-set and immunoglobulin domain containing 8a (gene vsig8a). The transcript has 7 exons. NCBI's taxonomy places the organism in Eukaryota, Metazoa, Chordata, Actinopteri, Kurtiformes, Apogonidae. The record is from RefSeq and is a predicted model, not a curated record. Bases 1 to 1077 code for a protein of 358 amino acids.
AUGGAUCGCAUUCACACGGCAACAUACUGUGCUGGAGUACGGGUAGUCCGGACCCAGGACUACCUCCACAACUGGACUCGGUGGACACAUGGGAUGCAGGUUGCAUCCAACGGCCCACGGACAAUUCAGAAGGCUGAGGGGGAGAAUGUGAUUCUGGGCUGCAGUUACACACCGAGCCCCUCAGACACCGGAGAGCUCGACAUUGAAUGGUCUGUGGUCAGUCCGGAUACAACGCAGAAAGAUCAGAUGCUCAUGUCCUACGCUGGAGGUAGUAAGUACAUUCAUACUGACGGUGCUGUUGCACAAGGGCUGACCUUUGCUGCCAGUGACCCCUCAACAGGUGACGCUUCGCUCUCAAUUGCCGCUUUAUCACCUGCACAUAGUGGAACUUAUCAAUGUAAAGUGAAGAAAUCGCCUGGAGUGGACACGCUCAAGGUGUCACUGAUGGUGUUGGCGAAGCCGUCGGUGCCUAAGUGCUGGGCGGAGGGAGGGGAGAUGAUCGGCGAGGCAGUGUCUCUGCACUGCAAGUCUGCAAAAGGCUCCACUCCCUUAAAAUACACAUGGAAGAGAGAAAGUCCAGGCCCGAUUCCGGCUGAAGCCUCACAGAACAGUUUGACUGGAGAGCUGAAAAUCAGCAACCACUCACAGAGCUUUGCAGGAAUUUACCUUUGUGAGGUGAACAAUGCUGUUGGUGCUGAACGCUGCAGGAUCAUCCUGAAAGCCAACAAACCUCCCAACAAAGCAGCGGUGAUCGUCGGCGUGGUCGUGGGUUCGCUCCUCCUCAUCUUCAUCCUGUUGGUCUUCAUCGUCCUCCUUUACUGGAAGCUAAAAAGCAGGCAGCGCUACGAGAAGGAGUUCUCCAACGAGAUCAGAGAGGACGUUCCGCCUCCUGAGAGCCGCCCGGUCAGUCGGCGAACCAACCGAAGCAGCGGUCGACACCCACAGGUCACCUACAGCCACGUAGGCGAGACCGAGGCGAGCUGUUUGGAUGAAGGACACGCUCGCACGCCAUCCACCACCUGCAGCCACAUAUAUACACCGGUCAAAUACAACAGCAAGGACGGGUAUGCAGUGUGA